UAGGUUCUUCAUUAAAAAAAAAAAAGAAAAAGAAAAAAAGUAGGAGAAGAAUACAUACAGAAAUACAGAUAGAUAGAUACAGAAGGAAUUCGGUCAGCUUGUUGAGAGAGAGAGAGAGAGAGAGAGAGAGAGAGAGAGAGAUGGCGAAUAGACGGAUUGGGAAGACGAUACCCUGCUCUGCAUUCAGUGUUUUUAUUCUGCUACUCUCCUCUGCUACUUCUCAAUCACAACCUAACCAGGGUAUUGACAUUGAUCCUUCAAGAAAUAUUAAAGAACAGCACCCUGAAGUUCAUUGUUCAAGAGAAAGGAGUCGAGCCGCAUGGAAAAUAAUAGAGGAAUAUCUGAUACCUUUUAUGGAAAAAGAAAAGUAUCAACUUUCAAGCCGAUGCAGACUUCAUCAAAGCAACGAUAUAUUUAGAGAACAAGAGGAGCACAAAAUUCAUGUCGACAUAAACGAAUAUCGAUGUGGGUAUUGUAAGAAAGUCUUUCGAGCAGAAAUAUAUUUGGACCAGCAUUUCGACAACCGGCACUACAAUCUUCUAAACGUUCUUCUAGAACCUCAAGGAUGGUGAGUGCACUCGAGAAAGCUCCGCUCGAAGAUGGUUACGUAUCGUACCCAUGGGAGCAUAGAAUGCACGAGAUGCUCUCGGUUCCGAAUUCAAGCACAUUCUAUUCCAUUAAUUGCUGCUCUGCACUCGCGUCUCCUCCGAGCGGCGAUUAGACAUCAAUUGAAGUGGUUGAAAUUAUUAAUUGCCUAAUGUAUUACUUGCGUUCCCACAAGAGAAAACAGGAAGAGGAGAGAAAGACGAAGAGGAAGACGAGGAAGACGAAGUGGAUUACUUGCGACCCGACCGCCGAGUCCAUUGCUUCUAGUAGCACUCCGUUUCACAGAAUGUGCUUUGGCCGUGGGAGCAAUUUGUUUUGCUCUGCCAUGACGACCAAUUUUUAUUUUGCCGAGCACUAGUUUUGCAGAUGCCAGCCCAUUGGAAUAUUCCCGAUGUGUCAACACUCUUCCAACUAUGCCACAAAAUGGUAGAAGACUCCGGUUUACAAGAAAACCUUCGUCAUCUACGUUGGGAAGAGAUCAGUAAGUCUUUCCAUGACAAAGGAAGUACAUUUUCACCACAACAAUGUAAAGACAAGUUUGAUAAGAUCAGAAGCACGUGGCUGGCAUUUUACAAGAAGAGGGCCAAAGUUGGUCGUGAGUCUUAUGGUUUGGAGAUUGACGACAACAUCGGGAUGCUAAUUGGUACCGUGCCAGACAUGUCAGCCCACCUCGAUGAGGCUGGUAAAAAGGCAUUUGAAUACUUCUUGGCAGAUCCGGACCUCUUCGACAAGUGCACGGACAUAUUCAUCAAGCACACUUCUAGAGCAGCUUUAACCUAUUCGAAGCAGAUAACUGGUAGCAGCAAGCGGGGUGCCGAUGAAAUGCAAACUUCCACUUUGCGGAAUCAGAGACAGAAGACUGACGAUGUGGCGAAUGUUCCUUCUUUUACGGAAUGCUAUCAUAUAUUAAAGGCCAUACCAGACUUAGGUGCCGACGUCGUGGCGAAGCUUGUGGUAAUGCUGAUAAAUGCCGACUCUCGUGAAAUGUUUGCGUUAUUAACUCCGGAGGAGAGGCUCCAUUGGGUAAAAAAUAACCAAUGAAAACAAAUUUUAACAUUUUUAAUUAUUUGUAUGUCCGACUAUUUGUAUAAUUUCGUACUUGUUUUAUUUUGGUUGUUACUUAAAA
Molecule: messenger RNA, 1732 nt
Organism: Erythranthe guttata (spotted monkey flower)
Lineage: Eukaryota; Viridiplantae; Streptophyta; Magnoliopsida; Lamiales; Phrymaceae
Source: RefSeq, a predicted model, not a curated record